Gigantopelta aegis is the source of this 564-nucleotide messenger RNA. RefSeq names its product sperm acrosomal protein FSA-ACR.1-like. The record is from RefSeq and is a predicted model, not a curated record. Lineage: Eukaryota; Metazoa; Mollusca; Gastropoda; Neomphalida; Peltospiridae. The coding region runs from base 1 to 564 and encodes 187 amino acids. The transcript is spliced from 3 exons.
AUGGGUAGUCACCAGGGAGUGGAGCACCAGAGUGGUAGUCACCAGGGAGUGGAGCACCAGAUGGGUAGUCACCAGGGAGUGGAGCACCAGAUGGGUAGUUACCAGGGAGUGGAGCACCAAAUUGGUAGUCACCAGGUAGUGGAGUACCAGAUGGGUAGUCACCUCGGAGUGGAGUACCAUAUGGGUAAUCAGCAGGGGGUGAAGCACCGGUUGGGUAGUAACCAGUGGAUGGAGCACCAGGGAGUGGAGUACCAGAUGGGCAGUCACCAGGGAGUGCAGUACCAGAUGGGUAGUCACCUCGGAGUGGAGUACCAGAUGGGUAGUCAGCAGGGGGUGAAGUACCAGAUGGGUAGUAACCAGUGGAUGGAGCACCAGGUAGUUAAGGGAGUGGAGUACCAGAUUGGUAGUCACCAGGGAGUGCAGUACCAGAUGGGAGUGCAGUACCAGAUGGGUAGUCACCUCGGAGUGGAGUACCAGAUGGGUAGUCAGCAGGGGGUGAAGUACCAGAUGGGUAGUCACCUCGGAGUGGAGUACAAGAUGGGUAGUCAGCAGGGGGUGAAGUAG